AUGACAGUUCCGGAGAAAACGAUUCAGUCUUUGCUGGACAUGGGCAUCUCUCGGGAAGUGGCCAUCGAGGCUCUUUCAAGAACCAAUGGCGAUGUUGAGGCAUCCGUGAACUACAUAUUCUCUGGGGAACUUCCAGAGCGCAAACAUGGGCCUGAGCAGUCCGAGGCAGCUUGUUUGAAGGACGAUGAUCAUAUGGGGACCGUAGAGACGUUUGAAAAUGCACCAGGAUCACCGGAAGCCCGUUCUGAGCACGCAGCCUCGUCAGACGAGGAUGAAGCACCCGCUCGAUCUUCCUUCGAUUCGAGUACAUCUGCAGACACGAGCGUGGAUCUAGUGAAAGCCGAUUCAGAUGAUCCUGUUGCGAUCCUACCGGCGCCAAGAAAUGCUGUGAUCGAAAAUUACUUUGCGCUCUUUUGUAUGGCAGUGGGGAUCAGCUUUCCUCACUAUUUUCUGCUGCCAGACUUCAAAGACCUUUCUUACAAUAAGGAUUGGUUCAGGGGUCUGUACUUGGAGCCCAAGUACCGGAUUAAGUUUGAUUCCAAUGAUACUGUGGUAAUUGUACCAAAAGAGGAACUGUCCAGCAAGGAUUCGGUCAUUCUGCAACCCGAGCUACUAUGGCAAUUCCAAAAAUUUCUUGCUGUCCAAAACACACCUGAUUGUAUGAGAAGAUUUGUGAGUGCCACAUAUCUCAGUAAAGUACUCGAGCCCAUUGUUGUGGAGAAAUUGAACAAUUGUGAGCAUCUUUAUGAUGUGCUCCCAACGUUCAUCAAGAGUCUCACUAACGACGUGGAAAUGUGUCCCAAUUCUCCAAGUAUCAAAGAACUCUUCAUAUCAACUGCAUAUUAUAAACCAGCAAGUGAUGCUGAGCCAAUGGAGACACUCGUAUCACUAUUACACUUUCUUCCCGAGGAGUAUGACACGAACUUGUACAAGAUGUUUAAUGUUUUAUUGUAUCCCGAGGACGAUGUCGAUUCUGAUGUCGAUGAGACCUAUAAUUCAUUGGGAAACCUGGCGCCAAUGCUUACCGUAGUUUUUGAUGAAAUGGACGAAAGCACAGAAGAAGUUCAUGCGACACAAGGUGUGGAAGUGCCUCUUGAGUUUUACCCUCAGCUUUAUACAAGAGAGGCCAAGGAGUCUCUGAUCAGGGAUAUCAUUGUACGCAGGAGAGAAACGCAACUCGAAUCGCGGAAGAUUCUGCGCACGCUGAACGAUCUCAAGAGUUUCCAAGGAAAGGAUGUGACUUCAUUCCUCAGCAACUCCAUAGAUUUUCUAUCAAGAGACACUUUGGUUGAUAGUAGUACACCAGAAAUGAGCGAACUAGUGGAAAGUUUGGAGUCAGUCAAAGAUCAAAUAACUGCUCGGAAGGCCAAAAGCAUGUCUGACUAUAAGCUUCUAUCUCAAAAGCUGAAUUCGGACUGGAAUAUUUCACACCCAGAGAUCAGCGUUAUAGACCAUGCCAAGGAGCUAGGUAUAAUAGAUGAACCCUAUAUUCUCACCACCGCAAUACUCUCGCCUUAUCACUAUUACAUCCGGCAGAGAAACGGCCAAUGGUACCGCACUGUUUGUGAUGAACACGAGAUCACUAGAAUAACUGUCACCAGGGUUGAGCCAAAGGAAGUAGUAAACACGAUCAAAGCUGGAACGAGGUUUGCUUCUCUUACCCCUCUUAUGUUUACUUACUUUAAGAAGAGCCACAUUGACACCGAUGACACUGUCAGAAAAAUUCUGGCGGAAAAUGUAGGUGCUGCCAAUUUUUCUCUGAAGGAGGAGGAACAACUAAAAUCGUUGCCUAGCAAACACAAAGAAAAAUUGAUUGAUUUUUAA
Lachancea fermentati is the source of this 1824-nucleotide messenger RNA. The record is from the annotation of a GenBank genome assembly. Lineage: Eukaryota; Fungi; Ascomycota; Saccharomycetes; Saccharomycetales; Saccharomycetaceae.